AUGCUAGCAAACCUCCUCUCAGUUGCUGGAGUAGACCAUGUGAUAACAUUGGACUUGCAUAUGCAGGGCUUCUUCGGCAAACCCGUGGACAACCUGUUUGCCGAACCCUAUAUCGCUCGUUGGAUCCGCAUGAAUGUUCCUGGCUGGAAGGAGGCUGUUGUUGUCAGCAAGAACGCCGGUGGUACUAAGCGUGUUACGUCAUUGGCGGACACCUUGAAGCUCAACUUCGGCAUCGUUACUACCGAUAGGCGGCGUCCGAAGAUGAAUAUGGCUAUGACAGACAGCACGGUCUUCUUUGAUUCUAUAGAUGAAGACUGCACGCCCGUCCAAAAAGAGGACGAUCCGUUUGUACUCCACGUGCAGACUGGAAAACAUGACGAUUCGCAAACCGAAGAGGUGCAUAGACUAUCUGAUAACAUGGAAUCAUUGUUAUCGGCAAAUGCCUUGCUUCCGGACCUUCUGACGGGUGCUCGACGCCCGUCAGAGUUGGAGGCUGCACACGGGUGUACGGAUGUCCGGGUACACGACGUAAUCACAGGGCGGCUUGUAGAGGGUCACCUAGUCGAUGAUGAUUAUCACCCAAUCGAUUCUACGCCUGCGUCGGGAGACACUACCCCCGGACAGACUGUAGCAGAUCAUUCUGACUCUGUUCCUGACCCAAUGACGGAAUCGUUUAUCUCCAGCACAUCGUCUUUACCAGGUGACCAUGCGCUUGGCGGCUCGUUUGAUGCUGCUGAAUCGUCUGAUGAAGAAGGCAGUGUUGGACGAGCUGUGGAGCGAGAGAAGACCAUUACUUUCGUGGGCGACGUCCGUGAUAGGACUGUGUUCAUCGUCGAUGACAUGAUUGACAAAAGUGGAUCAUGGAUUGCUGCAGCAGAGACUGUUGUGAAGAAGGGUGGCGCCAAGAAGGUCUACUGCAUCGCAACCCACGGACUCUUCGGGGACAAAUCCCUUGAGCAAAUGGAAGAGUGCGACGUGAUUGACUACAUCGUAGUGACCAACACUUUCCCCAUCUCGGAACAGAUGGUUAGGAAAUCGAAGAAGUUGGUCGUCAUCGACAUAUCGACUCUCAUCUCUGAGAGCAUUAGACGCCAUCAUUAUGGUGAAAGUCCUUUCUUCUCGUUAGCUGCACCGGCCAUGUUUCGCCUUUGCGUACUUGAGUAG
This is a messenger RNA of Aspergillus oryzae RIB40, 1164 nucleotides long. Its product is annotated as ribose phosphate diphosphokinase subunit PRS1. The coding region runs from base 1 to 1164 and encodes 387 amino acids. The record is from RefSeq and is a predicted model, not a curated record. Gene Ontology annotation, cellular component: cytoplasm; ribose phosphate diphosphokinase complex. Gene Ontology annotation, molecular function: magnesium ion binding; ribose phosphate diphosphokinase activity. The transcript has 3 exons. Lineage: Eukaryota; Fungi; Ascomycota; Eurotiomycetes; Eurotiales; Aspergillaceae. Gene Ontology annotation, biological process: 5-phosphoribose 1-diphosphate biosynthetic process; purine nucleotide biosynthetic process.